UGGGAGAUAUAGUAAUUGGAGAGUUGAUUAGCCAAUUGAGAACAAAAUGCCUUCACUGCUAAACCUGUUUUGACGAUCUGGUGUGUGUCCGUAUCUAGGGUCAUUUUGACAAAAAUCUCUCCGGAGAGCAGGAGGAGCUCUGUCCACUGGGCAGCGAGGACUGACUCACUGUCGUACUAAUCUAGGAUACUGACAGCUCUAUUCUCUACACUGACUUUACCCAGCUAAGUGUUUUCAAGAUUACUUAAAGGGAUGAUCUGUGGUGCAGCAGUUUAACUAAGUUCACGAGGCAUUCAUAAGUUAUUAUUUAAAACAAUCAAUGGCUAUUUGAUUCAAAUGCUUGUACCAAUUGCAGAUUGACCCUUUUAAUUGUGACUGAUACAGUGGCACACACUGCAGCUAAUUACUGGGAGAGAAUUCAAAGACAAGUGCCAAGGGAGGGACAGGCUGAGCUGUUAUCUACCCUUAACACACUCCCUUCACACACAGCCUGCCCACAGCAUGACGACAUGGCACACAGAGGCUGCAUCAUAUUCGUUGGGGGUGUCCACGCAUGCGCACCACUCUCCCUACGCACUCGCGCUCAACCGGUGUCGGGAGAAGCUCGUGUCAGUUCUACGGGUAGGUCCGUGGGAGAGGUCUGCUCUGUGUACACUGGCAAAGGAUCCGUUUCCUCUCCUGCUAUACCGAACUCCAUUCUCCGGUUUGACUAGGAAUAUAUCUGCGUGUGCAUGCUCCGUUUUUAACGCAGUUGGGAUGCAUGUGCUGAGCAGAAUCUCUCCAGCCAAUGAGAAAAGAGUUUCCAGGAAGUGGAUGCGGUUGAAGUUAUGUCUCUACCCCCUGCCUCUACCAUUCCCGUCCCUGAUGGCAACAAGACAGGACCUCCUCUCCCUCCUCCUCCUCCUCCUCCCCCGCCCCCUCCACCCGGUGCGGUCGACCCCAUAGGAGGGAUAAAGAAGAGGCGGGUCCGGAGUUUCUUCUGGAAACCCAUACCUGAAGACCAGGUGAAAGGGCGGACCAACCUGUGGACACAGCUUCCUGUGCAGCAGCAGCAGUACUACAUAGACGUCCAGACCAUCGAGGAGCUGUUUAGUCAGACGGACUGUCAAUCAUCUGGGGUUACCUCUGUGACUAGGGGGGGGAAGGCCCGAGGCUCCCUCAGAGAGACCAAAGAUGAGAUCAGUAUCCUGGACUGGAAGAGAGGGAUGAAUGUGGGAAUUUACCUCAAACAGUUCAAGAA
Molecule: messenger RNA, 1240 nt
Organism: Oncorhynchus tshawytscha (Chinook salmon)
Lineage: Eukaryota; Metazoa; Chordata; Actinopteri; Salmoniformes; Salmonidae
Product: FH2 domain-containing protein 1-like
Source: RefSeq, a predicted model, not a curated record